Molecule: messenger RNA, 516 nt
Organism: Sphenostylis stenocarpa
Lineage: Eukaryota; Viridiplantae; Streptophyta; Magnoliopsida; Fabales; Fabaceae
Source: the annotation of a GenBank genome assembly
AUGGCAAGGGUGUCGACAGAUCCACUGGUUAUUGGGAGAGUCAUAGGAGAUGUCCUUGAUUCUUUCAUUCCAACCAUAAAAAUGACUGUAACCUACAGUAAGAAGCAAGUCUAUAAUGGCCAUGAACUCUUCCCUUCCACAGUUACCACAUGGCCCAGGGUUGAGAUUGGUGGAGAUAUGAGGUCCUUCUUUACACUGAUCAUGACAGACCCGGAUGUCCCUGGCCCUAGUGAUCCUUAUCUGAGAGAACAUUUGCAUUGGAUGACAGAUAUUCCAGGCACCACAAAUGCCUCAUUUGGAAAUGUGUUGGUGAGCUAUGAAAUGCCAAAGCCUAACAUAGGGAUACACAGGUUUGUGUUUGUCCUGUUCAAGCAAAAACGUAGGCAAUGUGUUAGUCCACCUUCCUCAAGGGAUCAUUUCAACACUCGAAAAUUCUCAUCUGAGAACGACCUUGGUCUCCCUGUUGCUGUUGUCUACUUCAAUGCGCAGAGGGAAACUGCUGCAAGAAGACGCUAA